AUGUACGAAGAAAUGCUACCGGAUAGACGAUGGGACAAAAGAGUCUUAUUUUUAAUUUCCGACCGAGAACCCGUUAAGAAGAAAUGCCUCUACGCGAUAAGAAGAGACGAAGGAAAGCACUUCAAGGUAACUGAAAAUACAAAGAUAUGCUCCCAGCAUUUCAGGAAAGGUUAUAUUAGAAAUGUCACGCAGUCAAAAAUGAAUUAAGAGAUGGAGUUGUCCCUUCUGUGUUUUCAUGGAUUCGAACAUCGCCACGCAAGGGAAAGGAGCCGGCGGAAAGAAACUUCGAGCUGACAGCUUCGAAAAGUGCAUCACGAAAAUUGUCUACCCCAGCUGUUGUUCUUGAAGAAUUAUCAAAUGAAUCGUCAAACGAAUUAUCAAACGAAAUGGUUCUAGAUCUACCAGAUUGUAGCUUAAAAGUCGAAGACGAAACACAGACUGAUUUUACCGACCAGGAGGCCUACUUGAGAGAAAUUAUUGACAACAAUAACGAGAAGAUUCAUAAACUCGAACAGGAAAUUUAG
Pocillopora meandrina is the source of this 524-nucleotide messenger RNA. Lineage: Eukaryota; Metazoa; Cnidaria; Anthozoa; Scleractinia; Pocilloporidae. The record is from the annotation of a GenBank genome assembly.